CACACAGAUUUCAUUCAUAAAAAUCCAGCUCACUAUAAAAGGCGGGCCUCUCCACUAUCUGCACAGUUCUCAUUUAUAGAGCUGGCAAAUGGAAUAUAGAAAGCGUUCUGGCUUCACCACUUCUCUUUAGAACAGACAGGCUGCCCUCUCUUCUUAAGCAGAGAUGUUAGAUGAGAACAUGCAUCCAGACUCCAGCACUGAGUUCGACUCCUCAUCCAGCUGUAGCACAGCAUCGCCUGGCGGGGACACCCCUGGAUGCAUCCAGCAUCCUUCUGACUCGCUUUCAUCAUCAGCGGACAGCGACAAGGACAUUGAGACCAGUGUAGCAGACUCCUUUGUUCCGACUGUGACUGCAAUCUCAACCUCGCCGGAUCUGAAGUGGAUGGUGCAGCCGACAGUCAUCACAUCUGUCUCUCCUUCCAGCCGUGCAAAAAGCAGAAGUCAGAGCAAGAACCAGUCGUCUUCCUUGGCAGGAGCAAACAAGGCAAAGCCCUGCAACAGAAAAGGGCCAAAAGAUAAGGCUUCCAAAGAGGAGGAGGAGAGGAGGAGGAUCAGGAGGGAGAGGAACAAAAUAGCUGCAGCGAAGUGUCGCAACAGACGGAGAGAGCUGAUAGACACUCUGCAAGCUGAGACUGACCAGCUUGAAGAGGAGAAGUCCGACCUCCAGACAGAGAUAGACGACCUGCUGAAGGAAAAGGAGCGGCUGGAGCAGGCCUUAGCCUCCCAUAAACCAUCCUGCAAACUCCCUGCAAAAGAUGACAAUGAGGAUGAGGAGGAGGACAGUAAUGAUGAUGAAAACAGAAUGCUGCAGGACCCUCCAGCCUCCCCACAGCUGCUGUCCAUAUUAGAGAAUGUAAAAAGCCCAGAGUGCAACAUGACUGUUGCAGAGGUCCCUAUUUGCCAAGACAUGGACAUUGACCCUUGCAUCCCUGCUGCUGCCAUUUUGGGGAACUCCAACAUCCUGCUGUGUUCGAGUGCAGAGGAAGAAGAAGCUCUGGAGGAUUUAAAAGGAGACGACCUGGAUGACUUGGUUCCCAGUCUGGAGAUGGCAGUGGCUUCAGAGAUGGAAGCAUCGGUCCCUGACAUCGACCUGAGUGGCCCCUUCUGCCUCACAGACUGGGAAACUCUGUACAAGUCUGUAGCAAACGACCUUGAAUCUUUGAACACACCAGUCAUGUCUUCCAGUCCCUCUUGUAGCAAUUAUCGCACAGUGUUCUCCUUUAACUACUCUGAUGUUGAUUCCUUGUCUGAAGGCUUCGAGGGCCUCAAAAACAGCCUGGGUGCAUCUGAGUUAAUGAAAGAUAAUCUUAACUCUCCAACACUUCUGGCCUUGUGAAUGUGAAGAAGUUAUGCAACAAUACUGUAACUUUAAUCUAACCAGCCAGCAAGCUAUGAUCUCUCUCUCAAAUAAUCCUUUGUGAGUUUUGGUGUCGUGAAAACAUAAACAUCAAAGGUCGUGUUAUGACAUGUUUCUGUGGAUGUUUCAGGGUUGGAUUCUUCCAUAGUGCUGGUGCGUUUCUCUAAGAUGAGACUCAGUGCUGGUGACAAAAAUGCAUGCAAAUACAAGUCAUCUGUGUUCCAAGAAGAGGUGAUAUCUUGUGUUUUAAAAAAGAGCCCUAAAUGUGAUGUGAAGAUAGACCAUGCUCAGUAGCCUUUAAUAUAUGUGUAAUACUGUUGUGUUGUAGCCAAGUGAAAAAUAGCAGGGUUACUUAUGUGUAGCGUGUAGGUGUAACAUCUUGCUGUAAGGUGUCCCCUAACUUGACAUUUCCAUUAAAAAAUAAUCACAUCAUGUAUUUUAUCAAGAUGUAUUUUAUGACAUAGUUUAUUUUUUUACUUCUUAAAUAUGAUCAGAUGCAAAAAAUUGUAUAAUGCUGGAAUC
Molecule: messenger RNA, 1879 nt
Organism: Notolabrus celidotus (New Zealand spotty)
Lineage: Eukaryota; Metazoa; Chordata; Actinopteri; Labriformes; Labridae
Product: proto-oncogene c-Fos
Exons: 4
Coding region: 164-1336 (390 amino acids)
Biological process (GO): regulation of transcription by RNA polymerase II
Cellular component (GO): nucleus
Molecular function (GO): DNA-binding transcription factor activity, RNA polymerase II-specific; RNA polymerase II cis-regulatory region sequence-specific DNA binding
Source: RefSeq, a predicted model, not a curated record